UGGGUCAAUGACAUCACCCAGCCCUUGGAUACACGGCUCCGCCAGUGCUUGAACAAUUACCCGUGGGCUCCCACCCUGCCCCUUCCAGGAAGGGACCUGGGCCCACAUGAACCCAGGCCACUUCCCUAAUGCAACCGCAGCCUGGAGAAAAGGGAACUGCCCAGGCACUGGCUGCGUGAAGAGUUAAGGAGCGAGUGGGGAGUGCAGGAAGGAGUUGCUCUGUGGUUGUGGGGCGUCUUGCUGAGUCAAUCGCAGCGCCCAGCCCCAGCUCACACCGGACAGUGUGUCUCCGCCGAGCAGCCGGAGUGGAGCAGUCACUGCUGCCUUUGCCAUCCCAGCCCCGGCGAGGGAGCGAUCGGACUCGUGCGGUGGCUCCUUGGCUUGACCCUGCCGGCCAGGAUGAAGAUGUGGCUCGUGGCCGGCCUGCUGCUGCUCCUCAGGGCCGAAGGCGCAGAGGCGCUGGCCGAACCUGAGCUGUGUUAUGUCCUGGACGCUGUCCUGUUCAUCUACGGCAUCGUCCUCACAGUGCUCUACUGCCGCCUGAAGCUCCAGGUUCGAAAAGCAUCAAAAGCUGUCCACAGCACAGCCUAUAGCCAGAAAGAAGAAGGGAUCUAUACCGGGCUCAGCACUCAGAACCAGGAGACCUACGAAACCCUCCGGACCAAGCCCAAUUAGGAGCCCAGCUGUAGCCCCAGGCGCAGCUUCUGCAGAAGGAGGUUGAAGGGGGAGCAGGUAUCCCAAGAGUGAUUUAUAUGAGUUCCUCGCCAGUCUCAGCAAAGAAACAACUUUGUUGAAACCAGUGGUUCCCGGUUGCCCCCACAUGCUGAAAUGCUGGGGGUGGGCGUGUUACGCCCCUGCUCGUUUACAUGGAAGACAUCCCUCCCCUAGCUGUACAUUGCUCCGAGAUUCUGCAGGAUCAGCCUUUCCUAUCCCACCUCUCUUGUGUUUCUGGUGCUGAAGAUCUGUAGAUGUUCUUUCCCUUGUGCCUGUCACCAAUGCCACACAGCAAGUCUCCAGUGAGACGAAGAUAGAGUACCCUUCUGAAGUUCCCUUCAGCAGCAAAGCACCUUGUCUACCCUCUACAGUCAAGAACUAUAAUGCAAACACCUAAACCCUCCUGAGCAUCUCUUGGAAACCUCUGGACCAACGGAGAAUCAUAGAAUCGUAGGACUGGAAGGCGACCUUGAAAGGUCAUCUAGUCCAGUCCCCUGCACUCAUGGCAGGACUAAGUAUUAUCUAGACCAUCCUUGACAGGUGAUUGUCUAACCAGCUCUUAAAAAUCUCCAAUGAUGGAGAUUCCACAACCUCCCUAGGCAGUUUAUUCCAGUACUUAACCACCCUGACAGGAAAUUUUUCCUAAUGUCCAACCUAAACCGUCCUUGCUAGAAUUUAAGCCCAUUGCCUCUUGUCCUCUCCUCAGAGGUUAAAGGAGAACAAUUUAACCUCCCUCCUCCUUAUAACAACCUUUUAUGUACUUGAAAAUGGUCAUGUCCCCCCUCAGUCUUCUCUUCUCCAGACUAAACAAAUCCAGUUUUUUCAAUCUUGCCUCCUAGCUCAUGUUUUCAUUGUUGCUCUUCUCUGGACUUUCUCCAAUUUGUCCACAUCCUUCCUGAAAUAUGGCGCCCAGAACUGAGCACAAUAUUCUAGCCGAGGCCUAAUCAGUGCAGAGUAGAGUGGAAGAAUUACUUCUCGCUUGCUCCCUGGUAAUGAUAGUGUCUGUCCUAGGGAGCAGAGAAUAUUCCCUUCUCUGUACUUGUAAAUCACUGGCUUUGGUCAUGUGUUUUGGCUGCCUUGAUGGCUUUGCCUUGGUGCACAGAGGCGGCCCACACCACAGCGUCUGUGCUUCCACAGACAGAGACUUAAUACUAUGCCGGCUCCCUGCUCCAUGUCUGCCACAUGGCCGCUAUUUCCCUGGCCUGACCUCAGUGGUGGCUGCUGGUUUAGCAGUGAUGGAGACGUGGAUAUAACAUUUCCCUUAGAUGGCCUGAUGACGUGGGGCUAAUGUGCGGCACAGUUCAGACUCAGAGGAAAGGCAUUUGCUAGGUUCUGCUGUCACCCUUUGGCUGGUCUUCCAUUGCAUAUGGGUAGGCGUUGUAACACAGGUUGAUAAAGAGAGUGAUGAGGCUGAGGAUAGCACCUCCCCCUUUCACUGGAGAUGUAAAGAGAUGAAACGCUCUAGAAGCCAAGUGUUUGAGAUCAGAAAUAGAACUGGGCCAGACUGAGAUGCUACGAUUAGCUUUCAUCUCUAGGUUCCCAGUUCAAAUCCCAUCCAGGCUGGAGGCGCACUGAUCGUUGCCCUCUGACGGUGAAAAAAUACGCCCUGGGAACAGGGUUGGUAGGUUUCCGUCCAGGUCCCAGUGGAGCAGGAGGUAUGUACUUCUCCUGCUGGUACCAGCGCUGCCUCUGGCCCAUCACUAGACAGGGGGCCCCCCACCUCCAGGGUGGUCCUUCAGCAACCCACAGCCGUGAAUUUACAGCACAAUUUUUAUAAAUUAUUGAUUUUCAGAACUGCCUGUGCAUAUUCGGGUGCCUGAUUUGCACCUGCAUUUACCGUAGCUGUGCCUGCAGUCCCUGUCGGCGCCCCCACACCUAAUCCCUGCUCCCUCUGUCAUGGGCCAUUUGUGGCCAUGGAAUUCUGAACCUCACCUUCCCCUGCUGAGUCCCAAGUUCAAGGCCUGGUAUUUUCCCUGAAAUAACAGGUGCCAUCGCUGAUGGAUAGGGCCUGGUGGUAGGCACAGGAAAGCUCUGUGUUAGAUAUAAGUCAUCCCAUAAACUCCUGCAAAAGAAAGACAGGCCCCUGACCUCAGAGCUUUGCAGGUAAGUGGAAGAGGACCCCUUUUCAAAUAUUAGGUUUUCAAGGGUAAUCUCAUUUUGGGAUCUGCCUAGCCCUGGCAGACGGGCACACAGCAAUCCUGCCAAAAGAUGCAAUUGCAGCUGGGCAUCAGUUGGAAUCUUUUCAUAAGGGCAACAUACCUGGGUAUCACAACUAGAGUAAACACAGGGAAUUUUUGACCAUGCUGUUAGGGCUUAUCAGAGCACAUGAUGGCAGGAGCAAAUCAUCCCUCUGCGUUCCUGAGCCAUCAGAUCAAUGCUUUCGUGUUUAUAAUUGAAAGCUGCUCCCUUCCCAUUGCUUCUUAUUGUACACGGUUUGUUUUGGGUAUUGCCUCUGGAGCAUCUUUCUCCACUGGUCCAGCAACAGGCUCCAGAAACACCAGGAGAAGGUGUACAUCAGUUUCUACCAAUGCUAGGACAAAAUGUAGAAGAGUGCAGAGCUGUUUAUCCUUCUAGGAGCACCUGGAUCUCUUUCUGCCAAUGUAACCCUUGAAGAAUAGACACCCCCUUUUUUUUUUUAUUGAGCUGAAUGCUUUAAAAUUUUAUUUUUAAAAAAAGCUUUACGCAGAGGUAUUAUACCCCAUGACAUUGCAAAGCCAAUCGGGUGCUUGCACUUGGAGAAGAUGAGAUAAAAGCCAUCCUUGGAAUGUUUAUGGCAAAUACCACCGUGCAUUGGGACAAAGUGCCACGUCUAUAGGAAUUAAUAAAGCAGAAUAGGUCAUUGCCAGAGCUGGCUGGAGAAAGGCAAUUCCCUCUCAAGACAACUUUUGAGGGUUUGAAAUUUGGUUUUGUUCCGCGUUGGAAUGAAAACAAAACCUUUCCAACAGAAUUGUGUCCAAAUGUCUUUUUUCUGCUCGGAAAGGUCAGGUUUUCAAUUCUGCUGUCUUGCUCUCUGACUGGAUAGUCCACCCUGGACCUCAGAAACCUUUCACUCAAACUGAUUUCUUCAGAAUCAGUACAACUAUGGGAAAUGUUUCAGCUUUGACUAAACAGCAUAUUUGGAUGAAAAAAAGUUUAUUUUAAAAUGUUCCAGCCAGCUCUAGGCAUGUCUGAAUAUACAUACUGCUACAGAAAUUAAGAUUUUUCCUUAAUGUCUUGAAUUUAUUGUACUAUACUGGCUCAUGUAUUUUUUCACUCAUUAAAAUGUGUAUACAGGA
Messenger RNA from Dermochelys coriacea (leatherback sea turtle), 3989 nucleotides. RefSeq names its product Fc fragment of IgE receptor Ig (gene FCER1G). Gene Ontology annotation, molecular function: IgE receptor activity. Gene Ontology annotation, cellular component: Fc-epsilon receptor I complex; membrane. The coding region runs from base 400 to 675 and encodes 91 amino acids. The record is from RefSeq and is a predicted model, not a curated record. Lineage: Eukaryota; Metazoa; Chordata; Testudines; Dermochelyidae. Gene Ontology annotation, biological process: cell surface receptor signaling pathway. The transcript is spliced from 5 exons.